GUUGUUUUAAAAGAGUCGGAUGUCGACCACAUAAUUGCAAACUCAGAUCACUGCUUAAGCGAUCAGGAUUGACAUGUUGAAUCAUGAAAUUGUUAAAAUAUGGACUAUCAAUCGUAUUGUUUGCUCUAUUGGCUUCAAUUUAUGCUGAAAAAUGUGAAAGGAUCAAGAUUGGUAAUGAAUAUUAUAAACGUCACCUUAUUGCAGCCAUUGACGGCUACCCCACAGGGAUGGUCAUAGAUCCAAGAACAGAUAAUAUAUUCUUCCUACUUCAUAAACGGAACUACACAAAAGGAAUUCACAUUUUGAAACACGGAUCUUUAGGAAUCAAAGAGCUUCCAGUGGCCGAUGAUUAUAUUGGUCAAUGUAUUGGUAUAGAUGUGGCUAACAAUAUAAUUUAUAUAGGAACGAAUCAAGGUUUAGUUACUUAUGACUAUUCAAGGCCGGAUAUAAGUGUGGAACGACCAAUCGGUGAUGACGACAUCAGGAGUAUAUUUAUAGACAAAACAGAUAAUCAGAUGUAUAUUACAACGGGCCAUAAUCAUGAAAUAUUCAAGUUUGUUAAUGGCUCGGCCGCUGUUAAAAGAUACGAUAAGAUUCCGAAAGCUUACAACUUUGUAUUAGACGGUAAAGGGAAUGAUUUUUACGAAUACGUUGACGGGAGAUUGUAUUUCUUUCCAAUAGAUUUGUAUGAACCAAUACAGUACAAAGGUUUCUCUAGGGAGCUGAAAUAUAUAUUGAAACUAAAUAACCACGACGAAGCCAUUGUAGCAGUAAAGGGAUCUUUAUUUAGAUUGUUUACCAGAAGUAUUUUACCAGUCAAGAUAGGACAAUUGGGCUUCAAAAUUACAGGUUUAGCUUUUGAUAACAAAAAUAAUAUCAUUAUAGGCACAAGAGGAAAGAUUUACAGAUACAAACCUAUAGAUACUAAUGACCCAUGUCCUCCUGAUGACUAUUUUAUGACCAGUAUAUAACUUUUCAUGUAAAAUAAAUAAAUGUUUAGAACCUAAUAAAUAAUCUUUGGCAUAAA
This is a messenger RNA of Pieris brassicae (large cabbage white), 1027 nucleotides long. RefSeq lists its product as uncharacterized. Gene Ontology annotation, molecular function: protein binding. The record is from RefSeq and is a predicted model, not a curated record. The transcript has 2 exons. The coding region runs from base 84 to 971 and encodes 295 amino acids. Lineage: Eukaryota; Metazoa; Arthropoda; Insecta; Lepidoptera; Pieridae.